AUGGUAAAAAAAUCAUUUAUACCCGUUAUUUCACAAGAAAAAAAAGAAGAAAACCCGGGAUCGAUUGAAUUUCAAGUAUUGAAUUUCACCAAUAAGAUACGAAGACUUACUUCACAUUUGAAAUUGCACAGAAAAGACUAUUUAUCUCAAAGGGGUUUACGUAAAAUUCUGGGAAAACGGAAACGACUCUUGUCUUAUUUGUCAAAGAAAAAUGGAAUACGUUAUAAAAAAUUAAUUAAUCAGUUGGAUAUUCGGGAGCCACAAACUAAUUAA
This is a messenger RNA of Prosopis cineraria, 273 nucleotides long. The record is from the annotation of a RefSeq genome assembly. Lineage: Eukaryota; Viridiplantae; Streptophyta; Magnoliopsida; Fabales; Fabaceae.